Molecule: messenger RNA, 1008 nt
Organism: Sesamum indicum (sesame)
Lineage: Eukaryota; Viridiplantae; Streptophyta; Magnoliopsida; Lamiales; Pedaliaceae
Product: B-box domain protein 30
Molecular function (GO): zinc ion binding
Source: RefSeq, a predicted model, not a curated record
CGUUUUCUUUUCUUUCUUCCUUAUCAGAUUCUUCUCUUUAUAUCCCCUUUUCCUCAACUUCAUAUUCAUCUCUCAGUCUCAGCUCCAAAUUUCCCUUUGUUUUUUAAUUUUUUUUUCAAUUAUUUUCGUGGGGUUUUUUUAUUGGUUGCUGUACGGUGGUUGGGAAGAUGAUGAGGGCGUGCGAGUUGUGUAAAGGAGUGGCGCGGAUGCACUGCGAGUCGGACCAGGCGAGCUUGUGCUGGGACUGCGACGCCAAGGUUCACUCCGCCAACUUCCUGGUGGCCCGGCAUUCCAGGAAUUUGCUGUGCCACGUGUGCCAGUCGCCGACGCGGUGGGCCGCCUCCGGCUCUAAGCUGGGGCCCACAGUCUCCGUCUGCCAGCGAUGCGUUAGACAUGAUGAACCCGGUGAAGAAGAUGAAGAAGAGGCGCCGGAGGAGGAGGAAGCGGACGAGGAGGAGUUGGAGGAGAAUCAGGUGGUGCCGUGGCCGUCGCCAUCGCCGCCUCCGUCGGAGGAAAGUUACUCGAGUGGUGACGAGCCCGUGGGCGGCGGCGUGGUGGCGGUCUCGAGGGAACUCUGCAGGCUUGAGACUGCUUCUGCAAAUCAUCCUUGCGAUGUAUGAAUAUAAUUUCCACACUUUUUCUGUUCAUUUUCUUUGUUUUUUCUAAAUCUUUUUCAGAAUUUCUCUCUUUUUUUUUUCUUUUACGAGGAAAAAUGGAAGAACACAAACGUUCUUUAAUUAAUUUAUUUAACCAGAUUUUGGUUUUAUUUUCACCAUUAUUUCCCCUCAGCAUGACGAAGUAUGAAGAUUUUUAGGUGGGAUACUGAAGGGUCACGAUUUUGUUCUGCAAUGGCGGGACGAUCGUGGCUGCUCAUCAUCUCAUUUUCGGGCUUAGCCGUUGAUCUUGCAGACUUUUCUUGAUACUAAAAAAAUAGUUUAAUUACAUUUAUUAUUGUUUUUGUGGAUAGAAUUUGGGCUGAUGACAGUGAAAACACUAUAGCUGCAAAGU